AUGAGCGCCCCUCCUCCGCCUCCGCCCCAUGGCGAGGCACCCAAAACCACCGCCGGCUCCCCUCCUCCCGGCGCUGGCCUGGGCCCCGGCAACUACGACAUCUUUGUCAUCCCCCAGCGCGACAAGGGUGGCGGAUUCAUCUACCUGCCCUCUCUAGCACCCAACGGCCCCAGCUUCGCCGCUGGCUUCGCAUGCGCCCUCGUCCUCGUCGUCUUGUUCCAGAGCAUGGCUCCGGCUUUCAGGGCCUGGUGGGGAACCUACCAGGGCAUGGGCAACAUGGGCAUGACACUCCUUGUCAUUGCCGUCGGCGUCGGAGCAUGGGCAUGGGGAAAGUCGCAGAACCAGUCUUCUUCGUCUUCGAACAACGGCUCGAAUGCCAACUACCGCUCUGGUCCCAGCGGCUACGGUGCCGGCGCAAACUUCGGCGGUGGCUACGCAAACACGGGCCCGCCGCCGCCGCCUCCGCCUCAUGGCAACAGCCAAUACAACGGCCCUCCUCCGAACUCCCCGCCGCCGAACCACGGCGCAGGAAACGGCGGCCCUAGAUCUCAAUGGCAAGAACGACCACAGCCUCCACCUCCUCAGGAACCUGAAACUGAACCUGAGCCAGAGCCGGAACCCCGCAAGCCGGACCCUCCCCCGAAACCAAAGCCUGACCCGUCCAAGGGCGCCUGGGAAAAGGCCCGGGAGGAGACGAAGAAGCGCGAGCAGGAGCGCAAGGUGAAAGAGGAGGAGGAGCGCAAAAAAGCAGAGAUGGCGAGGAAGCUGAAGGAAUUUCGAGAAAGAGAGGCCCGCGAGCGCGCAAGACGAGACAGAGAGGAGCGAGAGAGAAGAGAGAAGCUGGAGCAGGAGAUACGCGAGAAGGAAGAUCUCAAGCAGAAGCUCGAGAAGGAGCGCCAGGAGAGGGAGAAGCUUCAGCGUGAAAAGGAGAAAGCCGAGCAGGAGGCCAAGGAGGCCAGAGAGCGUGAGGCCAAGGAGGCCAAGGAACGCGAGGCGAGGGCCGCCAAAGAAAAAGAAACCAAGGAGCGCGAGGAGGCGCGAAAGAAGGAGGCUGCCGAAGCGGCCGCCCGCAAAGCCCGCGUCGAAGCACAACUCGAGGCCUUCCGGAAGGCAAAGAAGGAGCGCGAAGAGGCAGAAAAGGCCAAGAAGGAACGCGAGGAAGCAGAGAGGGCCAAGAAGCUGGCCGAGGAAGAGGCUGCUGCCCGUAAAGCCAAAGAAGAGGCGGACCGCAAGGCUAAGCAAGCCGCUGAAGAGGCCGAGAAGAACAGUCGCAAGGGAAGUAGCUACGCCUUCUCGUCGGUCGGUGAGAAGACGAGUAUGUGGCCCAACGGCCGACCCCCUGUCCCCCCCACGACGGCGGCUUCGACGCCGCCAAGAGCACCCCCCUCUGCUUCAUCGUCCGCUCCCCCGAGACCUCCCCCUUCCGCCAGCUCGGUACCGCCAAGGUCGGCGCCGUCUGCGGCCUCAUCUUCGAACACAGCCAGACAACAACAGCCACCAAGGCCGUCAGCGCGGACAGUCGACGAAGACCAGCACUCGUAUCGACCUUACGACAAACCGAAACACAGACCGGCGUCUUCGAUCGGCUCGGAAUCGUCGUGGGCGCCGUCGGCCACGACGACGAGGACAACGCCGCCGCCCAGCAUGCGCGGCCCGUACACGACAAAGGACCCCGACAAGAUCGUCAUCAGGGCCGUGUACCUGUUCAUGAACCAGUUCGCCAAGACGCCGGCCAGCCAGCUCGUGUCGGGGUUCGGCACGGUGACGGACGGCCUCAUCCUCCGGAUCACGACGGAGGGCCUCUUCAUCGACGACGACGUCCGCGGCGUCCCACAGCGCGAAUGGGACGUCAAGGCGUGGACGCUAAAGCUGGUCGAGGUAUGGUGCCCCCCGCACUGCUUGAGUUCCAAUGCUGCUCCUGCCCCUGCGAAUUCUGCGAAUCAUCCCUCCAAUUUGUUUCAGAAGAUGGCGAACCAGCGAGCUCGUACGGCGGACAGGGGCGCCACCAAGGCGCUCACGGGCGACGAGGCCGACGCGUACCUGACCGAGAUGCUGCGUGCUUGCAAGAGUUGCUGUCGUCUUGGCUUGUGCGACACAAAGUUCAAAGAUACUAACGUGGCAUCUUCGACGGGACAGACCGGGGAGUGGAGGACCAAGAGCCUGCACGUACUGCGCGCCACGGUUCGGGACCAAGAGGGCAAGCGGUACAUGUUUGUCCUCGACGAGGAAGAGGCCUGGAAGGUGGCCGUGGGCGUCCAGCGUUUGCGUAAGGGCACGCAGGUACGCUCGCUGGGCGUCAGCGGCAUGAGCGCCUCGGAUGCCCGCGGCACGCUCGAGACCCUGGGCUGGUCAUGA
Messenger RNA from Colletotrichum higginsianum IMI 349063, 2355 nucleotides. Its product is annotated as Trans-sialidase. Lineage: Eukaryota; Fungi; Ascomycota; Sordariomycetes; Glomerellales; Glomerellaceae. The transcript has a single exon. The coding region runs from base 1 to 2355 and encodes 784 amino acids. The record is from RefSeq and is a predicted model, not a curated record.